Molecule: messenger RNA, 468 nt
Organism: Phytophthora sojae
Lineage: Eukaryota; Oomycota; Peronosporomycetes; Peronosporales; Peronosporaceae
Exons: 1
Coding region: 1-468 (155 amino acids)
Source: RefSeq, a predicted model, not a curated record
AUGACCAACCAAGUCCGGCACCAGCCCUCGCGGCAGUCCAAGCAGCCCAUCAAGCCGACCAAGUCUCCCAAGAAACAUCAGUCCUUGCGCCGACACCGCCACCAGUGCCGCCCUUACACCCCUAGCUUGCGGGCGGAUCUGGCCCCGGCCGCCUCAGUACCUAAGUAUUUCGAGCAGUCCGAGCGCUCCCAGCAGCCAAGCUGGAACAGCCCAAGCACCAGCAGACCAGUUGGCCCAAGGAUCCACCCCGACCGAGCCGGCCAAGCAGCUCUAGCACCAGCAGCCCAAGUCGCCUGCCAUUGCGUCGAGGUGCCGGACCGUCACGAUCAAGCUCAACAGAACAACGUCUCGCGCUUGGCACCCGACUCCAGCCAACACUCCAUUGGGACAAGGCAUGUUCAAGACCACCUUGGCGGCUGCCUCGCACCAAAUCUCUGCGAGACCCAUUACGAGGCAUGCCUUCGGUGA